This is a messenger RNA of Caenorhabditis bovis, 876 nucleotides long. Lineage: Eukaryota; Metazoa; Nematoda; Chromadorea; Rhabditida; Rhabditidae. The record is from the annotation of a GenBank genome assembly.
AUGUUGGACAAACUGCCGAAUGAAAUUGGUGUCAAAAUUUUUGAAAAUUUGGACAAGAAAACACUUUGUUGGUGUCGUGAGGUAUCACAAUUGAUGUGCGCUCGUGCAAACUUGGCGAUAAGCAAAAUAGAAGAGUUGGAGGUGAACGGACUGACAUACAUAUUCCGUGGUAACAGGGGAACAUUGAAUGAGCUCUUCCAAUUUUUGUCGUUGUUUAAAAAUGUAAAAUACCUGUCUCUGCGGAAUUUGCCGUUUGAUAUUACUAAACUUCGAUUGGAAAAAAUAGCUGAAAUUUUAAAACACGUUGAAAAACUGGAAAUCGACGAGCAACAAUCAAAAUAUCUUGAAGAGGAAUCGCUUUUUGCAUUGGACAAAUUCAGGAAUCUGACAGAUCUCAAGAUCGUUGGUUAUACGCCGGUUCGCACUAAAAAUGAUAAUCAAGAUAUCAUUCCACGAAAGACAUUGCGCCGUUUGAAGAGUUUAGAAAUUUCUUGUCUCCGCAAAACUAUAACCCUAUUUGUCAACGAUUUGAAGCGUAAAAACAUUGUAAUGGAAAAUUUGGAAUCGGUGAAGUUCGAUUUCCGAACAUCGAACCCGGAACAGCCCACUAAAAUAUGUGAGUUCGUGAAAGCCCACCCUCAACUCCAGUCUGUCGAGAUUGUUGGAAUGCUCUUCUGCUCAAGCUCGCAACUUCAAAAUGUUUAUAACAUUAUACGAGAGCUUGAGAAUCUGAAGCGUGUCAGCAUGGCAAAAUGCAGUCUUAUUGAUAGACUUGACAACACUGUACAACAGGAGUUCGAGGCCGAAAUGAAGCGCCGCGGUGUCGAUUUGGUUUCGGGCGUGAAGAGCAUGCGUUAUGGCUCCAGCUACAUCUAA